GGCGCCUGCGCCCCUCUGCUCCGCCCCCAACCCUUCCUGAUGGUCGGGCUACGACUAAACUACAGUUCCCAGAGUGCAUAGCGCCGAAAUCUGUACCCGGAGAAUCAGGUGGCUGGAGUCAGGUGACUUCUGGUCCGCCCUCACCCCAAGUCAAGCCGGCCGGGAGAAGCGGGUGCAGUCACAAACGGCUCCUGCGUGCCGUGUGUUGGGUUCCCCGGGCCUAGAGGAUCUCAGUUCUUUGAAAUUGAAGAACAUGAUAAGCAGUUGGCUGAUGAUUUCUAUCCUUCUUCCCCUGAAGUUCAUAGAGAAAUGUGAGUCAACAGUCAAUCUCACUGUUCCUCCCACUGUGAAGCUGGAAAAUGGAAGUUCGGCCAACAUCAGCAUCACCCUUCAGCAUCCAUUAAAUGCAACCUUGGUGAUCACUUUUCAAAUCACAUUUCGUUCAAAAAAUGUUACUAUCCUUGAGCUCCCUGAUGAAGUUGUGGUGCCUCCCGGCGUGACAGAUUCCUCUUUUCAAGUGACAUCUCAAAAUGUUGGACAACUUACUGCUUAUCUGCAUGGAAACCAUUCCAACCAGACCGGCCCAAGGAUCCGCUUCUUGGUCGUCCAUAGCAAUAUCGUUAGCAUCAUAAACCAGGUGAUUGGCUGGAUUUACUUUGUGGCCUGGUCCAUUUCCUUCUACCCUCAGGUGAUCACCAACUGGAGGCGGAAAAGUGUCAUUGGUCUAAGCUUUGAUUUCGUGGCGCUGAACCUGACAGGCUUUGUGGCCUACAGCGUGUUCAACAUUGGCCUCUUCUGGGUGCCCUACAUCAAGGAGCAGUUUUUCCUCAAGUACCCCAAUGGAGUGAACCCCGUGGAUAGUAACGACGUCUUCUUCAGCCUGCACGCAGUCGCCCUCACCCUGGUUAUCAUGGUGCAGUGCUUCCUGUACGAGCGAGGCAGCCAGCACGUGUCCUGGCCUGCCAUCAGCUUCCUGGUGCUCUCGUGGCUCUUUGUGCUCAUCACCAUGAUUUUGGCUGCAGUCGGGGUAACCACGUGGCUGCGGUUUCUCUUCUGCUUCUCCUACAUCAAGCUCGCGGUGACGCUGGUCAAGUAUUUUCCACAGGCCUACAUGAACUUUUACUACAAAAGCACCGAGGGCUGGAGCAUUGGUAACGUGCUUCUGGACUUCACCGGGGGCAGCUUCAGCCUCCUCCAGAUGUUCCUCCAGUCCUACAACAAUGACCAGUGGACACUGAUCUUUGGAGACCCAACCAAGUUUGGACUCGGCGUCUUCUCCAUCUUCUUCGACAUUGUCUUCUUCAUUCAGCACUUCUGCUUAUACAGAAAGAAACCAGGGCUUCAGGCAGCACACACGGGUUCUGACAGCCGUCCCAGGCAGGAUUGGGUGCUGAGCUUGGAGCCGAAGGCCUUGACCUAAACAACCAGUGUUUCUGGGAGCAGCUUGAAGGACCCUGCCGUUGUGAACCAAGGGCGCUUUGCUGCCACUGCCGUGUUUCCAGAGACCAAGCAGCCUGGUGAUGUGGCCAGUGGACUCAGAGGUGCUGGUGCUGGUGGCAGAGGGGAUAGGAUAUUGGGGUCAGGCCUUUGGGGUCCCUUCUCUGAAGGCCACAUUCUCUGAGCACUCACCGUCCUGACACUCCUACGUAAUUCAACUCCCACAACUUAAUCGCAGGUGGCCCAGGCCAGGGUCUGGCAAAGAAACUGUAUUUCUGAGCCUUAAAGUGCCCAACAGAUUGGUUCUGAGCUAGGCUUAUGCCCAAUCCCUCUGGAUCUUUAUCACACUAACCCCUUUUGGAUUUUUUUGAGGGAUGUUUUGGAAGUAAGUAGCUUAAUUUCUUCACCUUCUGCCUACCUCCACUUUCCCAGAGUCCUGGGGCCCCACGUAAUCCCCUUCAACUGCUCCUCAUCCUGCAUCUGGAGUAUGGGAUGGACACGCGCGCUCACACACACACACACACACACACACACAAACACAAACACACAAACCUGUGCCUUAGAGGCCUGUAAGACCUGCCAAUUGGUGAGUAUAGCUCCCCUACAGGGGAAGACUGGCCCCUUCCCUCACUUCCCCCAGAUUCCUACCUGAGCCUCACCAAUUUUUUGGCUGUUCAGGAGCCUGAGCCUGACAUAUGGACUUGAAACCAGCUCACACAAUCCUCAUGGGCCCAACCUUUAUUCCAAACCCCCUUCUCUUCUAUCCCAGGCAGCUCUCCUUCCUGUGGCAGGAGGGGAGUGUCCCAGGAUGUGCCUUGUCAGUUCAUUCUCAAGACUUUUUUACUACAAGAUCAAUGUGAGGUGCCUGUAUCCUUAAUUAAAACCUGAUUUGUUUCCUUUCUGCACACUGA
Prionailurus viverrinus (fishing cat) is the source of this 2348-nucleotide messenger RNA. It is a transcript of the gene CTNS, whose product is annotated as cystinosin, lysosomal cystine transporter. Lineage: Eukaryota; Metazoa; Chordata; Mammalia; Carnivora; Felidae. Gene Ontology annotation, biological process: L-cystine transport. The transcript has 12 exons. The coding region runs from base 254 to 1420 and encodes 388 amino acids. Gene Ontology annotation, cellular component: lysosomal membrane. The record is from RefSeq and is a predicted model, not a curated record. Gene Ontology annotation, molecular function: L-cystine transmembrane transporter activity.